Molecule: messenger RNA, 5253 nt
Organism: Sinocyclocheilus anshuiensis
Lineage: Eukaryota; Metazoa; Chordata; Actinopteri; Cypriniformes; Cyprinidae
Product: protein transport protein Sec31A-like
Exons: 29
Coding region: 106-3591 (1161 amino acids)
Biological process (GO): endoplasmic reticulum organization; COPII-coated vesicle cargo loading; endoplasmic reticulum to Golgi vesicle-mediated transport
Cellular component (GO): endoplasmic reticulum exit site; COPII vesicle coat
Molecular function (GO): structural molecule activity; protein binding
Source: RefSeq, a predicted model, not a curated record
CGCCCCGGACUACAUUCCCCACGAGUGACGCGCGAGUAGCGCCGCUAAACUCUCAGCAACACACAAACGAGACUAAUAAUCACAAGCAACGGAUUUGGGAGGAAGAUGAGGGUGAAGGAGAUACUCAGGGCUGCGACACAGGCAUGGAGUCCUGCGAUGAAGCACCCCGCGUACCUGGCCUUAGGAACCGCAGCGCAGCAGCUGGAUGCAUCCUUCAACACCAGCGCCGCCCUGGAGAUCUUUGAGAUGGAUUUCGCUGAUACAUCCAUGGACAUGAAGCUCAGAGGAACUCUGCCCACUUCCAACAGGUUUCACAGUCUGAUCUGGGUGGCGUUUGAUAUGGAGGUGAAGGGCUCAUCCGGGCGGCUCAUCGGAGGCAGUGAGAGCGGAACCGUGAGCGUCUUCAGCCCCGACGCUAUUCUCAGCGCGGGAGAGGACGCCGUGAUCGGACAGUCCAACAAACACACGGGCCCCGUGCACACGCUCGACUACAACCGCUUCCAGAGUAACAUCAUCGCCUCCGGAGCCAGCGAUUCAGAAAUAUACAUCUGGGACCUGAACAACUUCAGUAAUCCCAUGACGCCGGGCGCAAAGUCACAGGUAGGAAUGUGUUUCUCUGUGAGGUGUCUGUGUCUGUGUCUGUGGCAGCACAUACUGGCGUCUGCAAACCCCAGCGGGAAGGCCAUCGUCUGGGAUCUGAGGAAGAACGAGCCCAUCAUCAAAAUCAGUGACCACAGCAACAGGAUGCACUGCUCGGGGAUGUUGUGGCAUCCAGAAGUGGCCACUCAGCUGCUUCUGGCAUCAGAGGACGACAGACUUCCGGUCAUGCAGAUGUGGGACCUUCGGUUUGCAACCUCGCCGCUCAAAGUCCUGGAGAGCCACACCAGAGGAAUUCUGUCCAUCUCGUGGAGUCAAGCCGAUCCGGAGCUUCUUCUGAGCAGCGGCAAAGACAACCGGAUCCUGUGCUGGAACCCAAACACCGGAGAGGUGAUUUACGAGCUGCCGACAGCCAAUCAGUGGUGUUUCGAUGUGCAGUGGUGUCCUCGUAACCCCGCCCUCCUGUCAGCCGCAUCGUUUGACGGACGGAUCAGUGUGUACUCUGUGAUGGGAGGGCAGCAGCAGCAUAGCACGGUGGACCAGAUCUCGGCUUCGUUUGACACCAGCGACCCGUUUGGAACCGGUCAGACUCUUCCUCCUCUGCAGGUUCCUCAGCCCUCAGUCGAAACCACCAUCAUCCCUCCGCUAAAAAAGCCACCCAAGUGGGAACGGAGGCCUGUCGGCGCGUCCUUCGCUUUCGGAGGGAAGCUGGUGAUGUUUGAGAGCCCUAAAGUGGCGCCUCAGCAGCAGCCAAUCCCGCGACAGGUGCAUGUGAGUCAGGUGACCACAGAGACGGAGUUCCUCCAGCGUUCAGCCGAGCUGCAGGCCACUCUACAAUCCGGAUCCUUUAGCAGCUACUGCCACGGCAAGAUCAGGAGCGCCCCGUCUGACGCCGAGCAGGACAUAUGGAGGUUCCUCAUGGUGAAUUUUGAGGAUGAGGCGCGUGUGAAGUUUCUGCGGCUACUGGGCUUCAGUAAAGACGAGCUGCAGAGGAAGAUCUCAGCGUGUUUGGGGAGGAAGCUUCAUCCGAACGGUUUAGACGUGAAUGAUCUGGCUGAGAAGAUGCAGACGCUUUCUGAUCAGAGAGCGGAGGAGUCAGGCAGCGCUGCAGACGGUUCGUCCGGCCACGAGUCUCCUGCUGAUUUCUUCAGUCAGCUACCAAAGAAAAAGAAAGACCGAGAGCCCUUCCAGAUCCCCGUGUCCUCAGAUAUGGAUGGUCUGAUCAGUCAGGCUCUGUUGGUGGGGAACUUCGAGGCUGCGGUGGAUCUGUGCUUGAACGACGGCCGUUUCGCCGAAGCCAUCCUCCUGUCAAUCAGCGGAGGGGAGGAGCUACUGAAGAAGACCCAGCAACGCUACCUCCACCGACAGACCAACAGCGUCUCCAUGCUGAUCUCGUCAGUGGUGACGCAGAACUGGCGUGAUAUCGUCCAGAGCUGUGAGCUGGAUAACUGGAAGGAGGCGCUAGCGGCCCUGCUGACCUACGCUAACCCCGAGGCGUUCGCUCCUCUCUGCGAUACUCUGGGUGCUCGUCUGCAGGCUGAAGGCACAGAGAAGCACUGUCUGCAGGCUUGUCUGUGCUUCAUCUGCUCUGGGAACAUCGAGCGUCUGGUGGAGUGCUGGACGUCACAGAGAGACUGUUCUUCUCCGCUGGAGCUGGAGGAUCUGGUGGAGAAGGUGAUGAUCCUGCGGAAGUCGAUCGAGCGUCUGCGUAGCGGCGAGGUUUGUGUUCAGAGCUCAGCGCUGACCGAGAAGCUCAUCCAGUACUCCAGCAUCCUGGCAUCACAGGGCAGCUUGAGUUCAGCGCUCCGCUACCUGCCUGACAGCCCAGACCAGGCUGGUGUUCAGAUGUUGAGAGAGCGACUGUCACAAGCUAAGGGUGAGAUCCUGCAGAGACCGCAGUCGUCUGCGCCAGCAGGAGGCGCUAAAGCACCAGCAAACACACACACUCCUGCAGCACACACACAGGGGCCGUACGGGGCCGCAGCUUUUCCUCAGAUGCCCCGUCUCUUCACUCCUCAACCACGUGCUGAUUCUGCUGGAGCGUCACAGCCGGGCCUGAGACCCGCCUACCCACAACACCCUGCCACAGCUCCGGGGUUUGCUCCGUCUCAGCCGUUUGCUCAGUCCGGUCCUCUUGGAGCUCCGGUGGGUUUCAUGUCCGGCCCGUCGAUGCCCUCCUCCAGCCUGGCGGGUCCCUCGGUGCCGCCCUCCUCUCCAUCGGGUCCCAUGAUGCCCCCAGGGUUCAUAUCGCCCACGUCUCUCUUCAUGGUUCAGGACGGGUGGAACGACCCUCCAGCUGUACGCGCAGGACAACGAAAGAAAAAGCUGCCAGAGAACUACACUCCCUCUGCUCCAAUCACAGCGCCGGUAAUGGGUUUCUCAGCAGAGGCUCCCGGUCCUCAGGACCGAGUUCAGGUGCCACCCGGAGCCCCUCAGGAGCCCAGCAUACAGAAACUCGAGACUCGCGUCACUGAAUACAGACAUGUGGUUUCCCGUGAUGCCGUGCUGGUGAGCAGCUGGCUGAAGGAGGAAGCUUUGAAUAAAGACGUCCAGUACGAGUGUACAGCAGUGUCUGAAGCGGGAAACGACGUGUCUAAAGUGGACCUUCGGCUCAACAGCAGAGAUGAGGCCGGCGUUCCUCUCAGAGACGUGGAUCGCUGGAAACACGCUCUGACCGACCACAACACACUCCUGCAGCAGUGGAAGAAAGCGUGGGGUCACAUAUAUGAACUUCCCUUGCAGCAAACGAAGCGCAAACUGGACGAUGCCUCCAAGCGUCUGGAGAGUCUGUACGACAAGCUGCGAGACCAAGCGCUCUCUCCCAGCAUCCUCGGCGGCCUGCACGAGAUCAGCCGCUGCGUCGGCGGCCGUAACUAUCAGCAGGGUCUGGAGGUUCACACGCAGGUGGUGAGCAGCAGCAACUUCAGCGAGAUCUCUGCCUUCAUGCCUGUCCUCAAAGUGCUCAUGACCAUCGCCAACAAGCUGGCCGUGUGACUCCAGCGCUCCACGGUAGAUCCGGGUUCCACUUGUGUUUUGAUCUGCCGCUGAACUGUGCUUUAAGAAUGAGUGCAGCAUUAAUAUCACACUGCUGGUGUUCUUCUCAUGUGUUUGGGAUUCUCCUUCCAUGCAGCAGGCCUUAUUCAUCCCACAACAAGCAGAACCACUUUUUGUGUGGAUAUAUUCAUAAAAAUAGUAUUGCAUAAAUUGCGUUGAAUUGAAUGCAACAGUUUGCCUAAAAAUAGGCCUUAAAACACAAGCAGAAUUAAUUUGUAAAACAUUUGUAAAAAUCAUUCUUGCAUAAAUUGUUGCAUUCAAUUCAGUGUUAGAAUGUGUACAAACAAUAACUUUCUGUGCAUAAUUGUUCAUUAAAAAAAACAUUAUUGCAUAAAUUGCAUUGAAUUGAAUGCAACUGUUUGCCUAAGAAUAGGCCUUAAACCAAGCAGAACCAAUUUGUGUGAAUUAUUGCAUUCAGGUCAAAGUGAGAAUGCCAUGCGUAAUUGUUAUUGCAUAAAUUGUGUUGCAUUGACUGCAACGGUUUGCCUGAAAAACAAGCCGAACCAAUUUGUGCAAAAGGCAAAUUGUGGCAUUCAUCUCUACUUCAUUCAACUUUAUAAUUGUUCAUAAAAAUGAUUGCAUAAAUUGCAUUGAAUUAAAUGCCAACAUUUGCCUCAAAAUAGGCCUUAAACCAAGCUAAACUGUCGCAUUUAAUUCAGUGUGAAAACGUGAGAACUUUGUCAUGAAACACAAGCAGAACGACUUCAUGCAUAAUUAUUCGUAAAACCAUUGCGUUGCAUUGCAUGCACAGGUUUGCCUUAAAACAAGCAAAACCAAUUUGUGCAAAUCGUUUGUAAAAUAAUUAUCACGUAAUUGUUGCAUUCAACUCAAUGUGAAAAUCUACUCAAGCAGAACAACUGUCUGUGCAUAAUUGUUCAUAAAAAAUUAUUGCAUUGAAUUGAAUGCAACUGUUUGCCUAAAAAUAGGCCUUAAAACAAGCCGAACCGAUUUGUCUAAAUUACUGCAUUCAGUUCAGUGUGAGAAUGCAAUGUGUAAUUGUUUGCAAAGUUGUUUCAUAAAUUGCAUUGCAUUGAAUUGAACGGUUUGCCUUAAAAGGCCUUUCAAAAGAACCAAAAUUUGUGGAAAUCAUUUGUAAAAUAAUUCUUCUGUAAAUUGUUGCAUUCAAUUCAAUGUGAGAAUCUACACGAGCAGAAUGACUUUCUGUGCACAAUUGUUUAUAAAAUAUUAUUGCAUGCAACUGUUUGCCUAAAAAUGGGCCUUAAAACAAGCCGAACCAAUUAUUGUAAAUUAUCAUGUAAAUUAUUGCAUUCAGUUCAGUCUACACAAGCAGAACGAUUUUCCAUGCAUAAUUGUUCAGUAAAAGUUUAGUGUAAAUUGUCACAUUCAAUUCAAAGUGAGAAUGUAAGAACGUGAUUUUGUCAUGAUUCGUUCUGAAUGCAUUUCAUGGCUGAGGUCCAGUGUUUUUUAAUGUUCCGAGCUUCAUUAAUGUCCUUCAAUCCAUUGCAACAGAUGAAUGCCACUGAAUUCUGCAAGACUUCGGGCUGAAGCGAGUGUGAUGAAACCUGGAGAGAAAGUGUCCAGGUGUUAUUUCACCCCAAAAUCAAUGAAUAAAAGCAAGAAUAACAUUUUUUUUUUUUAAAU